CCGCCCAUCCGUAAAAACUGCAGAGAGUCGCUUGCCCGUUUGGGGGCUCUCCUGGCUUGUUACGAGGCUCCAGGACCUCGAGCACAGUACGGUUAUUGCUUCAAGGAAGCAAUUAAAGGCAACAUGGCCGCGUCCGUCUGCAAGGUGCUGGUCAACCAGGCGUUGAGAUCUCUCUGCUCUCCCGGAGGAAGGAGGAUCCUGGUCAGAAACUUUCAGACAGAAAAUAAUGAUUCAACACGCCUUGAACCCUCCUCAGCUAAAACAUUAAUGGACAUAGGAAUUAGAAGGAUCUUUUCUUCAGACCAUGACAUCUUCCGGCAAAGUGUGAAAAAAUUCUUCCAGGAAGCUGUGGUACCAUAUCAUGCAGAAUGGGAAAAAGCUGGUCAAGUAAGCAGAGAGCUCUGGGAAAAAGCCGGACAGCAGGGGUUGCUUGGUAUCAAUAUAUCAGAAGAAAAUGGAGGCAUCGGAGGGGAUCUGUUCUCUUCAGCAAUCGUUUGGGAAGAGCAGAUGUAUGCUAAUUGUACAGGCCCAGGAUUUAGUCUUCAUUCUGAUAUUGUCAUGCCUUAUAUAGCAAACUAUGGCUCAAAAGAGCAGAUUGAAAGGUUCAUUCCAGAAAUGGCAGCAGGCAGAUGUAUUGGUGCAAUAGCUAUGACAGAACCUGGGGCUGGAAGUGAUUUGCAGGGUGUGAAAACAUUUGCAAAAAAGGAUGGCAGUGAUUGGAUUCUAAAUGGCAGCAAGGUAUUUAUUACGAAUGGCUGGAUGUCUGAUUUGGUUAUUGUUGUGGCUGUUACAAACCGUGAGUCCCGUUCCCCUGCUCAUGGAAUUAGCCUCUUCCUAGUAGAAAACGGUAUGAAAGGCUUUGUCAAAGGACGUAAGCUUGAAAAAAUAGGACUUAAAGCACAGGACACGGCUGAGCUAUUUUUUGAAGAUGUCCGCUUGCCUGCCAGUGCGCUACUUGGCCAGGAGAACAAAGGCUUCUAUUAUCUAAUGUCAGAGCUUCCUCAGGAAAGGCUCGUGAUCGGUGAUAUAGCAAUUUCUAGCUGUGAAUUCAUGUUUGAAGAAACAAGAAACUAUGUUAAACAACGAAAAGCUUUUGGGAAAACAAUUUCACAUUUACAGACUGUGCAACACAAGUUAGCAGAAUUGAAAACACAGAUUUGUGUUGGUCGGACAUUUUUGGAUAAUUGUAUUGAUCUUCAUUCACGGAAAUGCCUGGAUUCUGCUACUGCUUCAAUGGCCAAAUACUGGGCUUCUGAUCUCCAAAACAAUGUGGCUACUCAGUGUCUACAGCUUCAUGGAGGAUGGGGAUAUAUGUGGGAAUACCCAAUUGCAAAAUCUUUUGUGGAUUCUCGUGUUCAGCCAAUUUAUGGUGGUACCAAUGAAAUAAUGAAAGAGCUCAUUGCAAGAGAUAUUGUAAGCAACAAUUAGAUGCAGUUCCAUUUUAUCUGAUAGAAAACUAAAUUUCAUGAAAACAAAAUCCCAGCAUAUGACUAAUGGAAGAAAUGGCAUAAUCUUUUAAAAGUUUUAAAGCAUGAAUAACAAAAACUGUUUCUCAGGUUGACCUUGAAUGUUCAGUAUUAAAUCACUGAUGAUAUAAAUUCAUAUUGAACAAUG
Molecule: messenger RNA, 1614 nt
Organism: Protobothrops mucrosquamatus (brown spotted pit viper)
Lineage: Eukaryota; Metazoa; Chordata; Lepidosauria; Squamata; Viperidae
Gene: ACADL
Product: acyl-CoA dehydrogenase long chain
Exons: 11
Coding region: 124-1428 (434 amino acids)
Biological process (GO): fatty acid beta-oxidation using acyl-CoA dehydrogenase; long-chain fatty acid catabolic process; carnitine metabolic process, CoA-linked
Cellular component (GO): mitochondrion
Molecular function (GO): long-chain fatty acyl-CoA dehydrogenase activity; flavin adenine dinucleotide binding
Source: RefSeq, a predicted model, not a curated record